GCCUAAGAGAUAAAUAUAUUAAUAUUAUUAAAAAACAAGAAAUUUUAGAUUACAAACUCUUCAAAUUAACUAAAGAAAAACUUAAAAAUUUGGGAAUAUUGUUUGGAUCUGCAAUAAGAAUUAUAAACUUUAUACAAAAGUUUAGUAAAAAAUUAAAAGCAUUUUUAGACUUUACAAUUAAAACUGAUAUAAGAUAUAUUUUAAACAAGUAUAGAAUUACUGAAUUUAUAGCUUGCUAUUUUUCAAACCAGUGUUUAGAUAAUAUUAAAAGUAUGAUGAAUAAUAUGGAUUCUUUAAGAGAUUACAAAAAGGUUGUAUACUCUAAAUAUGUUAAUUUAAUAUUACAAGAGUCUCUGCAAAUUGCCAAACAAAUUAUCAAGAAACAAAUUAGAUUAUAUUCAGAGUUAGAAAUUAUUAGUAUAGAAGCAUCAGACAAAGUUGACUAUGCAUUUAGAAUAAGUAAAAUAAUGAGUAAUUUAAAAGAGUUAGUUUGUAUAACUGAAACUAAAAAAGACAAAGAAGACAUAAAAAUUAUUCAAACUAUUGUGCAACUUGAAAGCACUUUCUAUUUAAAUAAAAUACAAAAAGUAAAUAAUUAUUUUGAUAAUUAUUAUAAUUAUAUUUAUGAUAUUAUAACUG
Molecule: messenger RNA, 639 nt
Organism: Dentiscutata heterogama
Lineage: Eukaryota; Fungi; Glomeromycota; Glomeromycetes; Diversisporales; Gigasporaceae
Source: the annotation of a GenBank genome assembly